CAAAAAUGGGAGGGGGAAGCUUAUAUAACAAAACUUGUCCUUAGCAACGUUAAAUUUGUUAACGGUACCAUGAAAGUCACUAUUGUGUUUGCCAUAUUUCUUGUGGCUUUAGUAGCCUUUACCAGUGGUGCUCCAGGAAAAGGAUCCACCAAAGCAUCCCUCCAAAAAAAGCCAUGUCUUAAAGAGUGUGGCGAUGUCUACAAACCAGUUUGCGGUGGCGAUAAUGCGAGCAAACCAAGAAGUUAUGGAAGCGAAUGCGUAUUGGCCAACUUUAACUGCGAGAGUGGAAUGAUAGUUUUGGCAUUGGUUCAAAUAAUUUUGGCAUCGCCAGCAAGAAAAAUAAGACAAGCAGAUUUUACAACAACGACGACUCCAUCACCCUCGUAUACCAGAUGUUUAAAUAAUUGUUUGACGACGCAAGAAUACAAUCCUGUUUGUGGAACUGAUAGCGUUACUUACCAGAAUGAGGCCAAAAUAAGGUGUGCGCAAAGAUGCGGCAAAAGUACUGAAAUAUCAUUUCGAGGAACGUGCCAGGCCCUUUAGAUGUACAACUGAAUUUUAAUUUUAGUUAUGUGUAAAUACAUUAUCUACAUUUUUAUAGGCAUUAAUAUUUUAUUGAUAAAACAAAUAAGUAAAAAAUAAAAAAUAAAACACAGCACACAAGGGUUAAUUAUUGUAAUAAUAUAUUGUUAAUAUAAAUAAAGGAACCAAAGCAUAUAAGUUAC
This is a messenger RNA of Brassicogethes aeneus, 725 nucleotides long. Lineage: Eukaryota; Metazoa; Arthropoda; Insecta; Coleoptera; Nitidulidae. The record is from the annotation of a GenBank genome assembly.